Molecule: messenger RNA, 2945 nt
Organism: Triticum dicoccoides
Lineage: Eukaryota; Viridiplantae; Streptophyta; Magnoliopsida; Poales; Poaceae
Product: neurofilament medium polypeptide-like
Exons: 5
Coding region: 1-1335 (444 amino acids)
Source: RefSeq, a predicted model, not a curated record
AUGGUGCCUCGUCGCCGCGCGGAGGGAGACCCACCCCCUGUCUACGAAACAAUCGACUAUGCAUCAAAUUUCAGUCUUUGCAUCAAUUUUGAUGGUUAUUUCCUUGGAGUUGGUAAAAAUCGUGCAUAUGUGAAUGGAAAAAGCAUAUGGUAUGAUUAUGUUGAGGGGGAUGCACUCACGGUGGAUAAGUUGGAAGAUUUAGUAGAACAAUUGGGAUAUGAAGUUCAGGGAAGACUACACAUGUAUUACUGUAUGCCUGGGAAACCAAUGAACGAAGGAGGCCUUGUGAAGAUAACUUGCAAUGACAAUUGUUUGAACAUGAGGGCACAUGUGACAUUUGGACACAAGUACCCGCAGAUGUAUCUUGAUCAUGAUGAGAGUUUCAAGCAAUUUGACUGGGAUGAUGUUGUCCAGUUUCCUGUAACAGAUCUGCCCACUGUUGUGAGUCCUAUGAAACCAAUGCAGACCAUCAAGGAGAAAGCACUGGACAAGCACAAACAGCAGAUGAAGAAGGAACCAUUGGAGAAGCAUAUUAAGGAGGAAACAUUUGAAAAAAGGCAAUGUCAGUUUGUAACUCAUGACAACUUUGGAUAUGAAGCAGAGCAAGCAAUGGAAGAAACACUUGCACAACAAGAAGUAGAGCAAACAAAUGCAGAUGAGCAGCAAGCUGCAGAGGAUUUUGCAAAGGAGGAGCAAGAACCAGUAGUACAAGAAGAGGAGUUUGCAGAGGAGGAGCAAACUGAAGAGGAUGUUCCUGAGGAGGUCUCUGAUUUUGCAGAUGAGUUUGAAGAGGAAAAUGGUGGAGAACUUUCUGAUGUUGAAGGUAAUGGCAGUGAAGAGGGGUCUGAGUUUGCUGAUGAUAUUGCAGAUAGUGACUAUGAUGUGAGUGAUUUAGAUGAUGAUCUCAAAGAGGACACAGUUGAAGAGCCUGUAGAUGUAAACAUUAGAGCAAAGGCUGAUCCUAUACAAGAUUCAGAUGAAGAGGAACUGCAGCUACCAGAUUCUGAUGAUGAAGCAGGUGCAAAAUAUAAAUUCAAAGGAUUUACAAAAGAAGAUUUGCAUGAUCCACAGUUUAGGAUUGGGCAAGUCUUCCAGUCUCCUGAGUUGUUUAGGGAAGCAGUAAGAGCUUACAGUUGCAAAAACAGAUUUGACAAUAAAAUGCCAGUCAAUGACAGGAAAAGAAUUUCUGCCAAGUGUCAAGCUCACUGCCCAUGGAACAUAUGGUGCAGCUACGACAGCAGAACUAAUUGCAUGGUCAUCAAGAGGUAUAACAGUGAGCACAAAUGUUCCAAGAAAUGGAAGGUUAAAGCAUUUACCUCCAAAUUUCUUGCAUAGGAAUAUUUGGAGUACUUCAGGGCAGAUCAAGGCAUGAAUUUGAGAAAUUUUGGCAGGUUAGAGCUUUCCAAACUGAUUUGCCCAAAUGUGACAUUUUGUUAAACAACAACUGUGAGGUUUUCAAUAAGUAUAUCUUAGAGGCUAGGGACUUGCCAAUUAUUAGCAUGAUUGACAAAAUCAAGUCACAACUAUCAAGUAGGCAUUACAGCAAACAACAAGAGGUUAAGAAGUGGGAUGGACCAAUCUGUCCAAAGAUCAAGAAAAGGCUUCUGAAGCACAUAGAAUGGUCUAGCAAUUGUUACCCUACUAAUGCUGGUGAAGGAAUUUUCCUAGUUACUUCACAUGGGAGAGACUACAUUGUGGAGUUGCAAAUGAAGGCAUGCACAUGCAGAAGAUGGCAAUUGACUGGUAUUCCCUGUCCCCAUUCCAUAUCCUGCUAUAGAGAUGAACUAAUUGAUCCAGAGGAAAUGGUGCACAAGUGCUAUGCUCUUUGCAAUUUCUCCAAGGCAUAUGCUCGUAUUAUCAUGCCUUGCAAAGACAAGAGAGAGUGGCAGAAAAUGGGUGGCUAUCUAAUUAAGCCCCCUUUAUAUGAGAAUAAACGUGGGAGGAAAGCCAAGAAUAGGAGAAUGCAGCCAGAAGAGGUGAUUGCAAGGCAAGGAGGGAAGAAGAUCACAAGACAUGGUACCAUUAUUCAUUGUAGCCAUUGUAACAAUCAUGGACAUAACAAAAAAGGAUGCUCUGCUUUCAAGCAAGGCCUACCUGCAGCAAAACAUAUGCAAAAGCAAAUGAGGAAGAGGUCAAGAACAACAUUUGAAGAGGAAGACCCUCAACCUACAAUGUCACGGCAAAAUGAGGCCACAACAGAACAACAAGCCCCUGGACCAUCAAUGACCCAAGUAAGUGAGGAGCCUGUUGUCACACAGGUCACACAGGAACAUGACAUGCCUCUUAUUGGAGUUCUUCAUCCACAUUCAAUGAUGGAAAUCAUGAGAAAUGAGCCUCCUAAACAAAAUAAAAGGAAGAUGCCAGGACCAUUGCCUGAAAGUUCUUUCCUCAACGAAGCUAGAGCAGCAAUGCCAUCUGCAGGAACCAGCACUGCAACAAGACUAGGUAGUCUUACAACUAGAGUUGAAGUAAUGAGGGAGGCCAAGCAGCAUGCCAAUGAAAUUUUGCAUGAACAGAGGUGUGCUGAAAUCCUGAAACAAAGAGAAGCAGCUGCUUUGCAAAAAGCAGGUGAAGCCCUUGCCAAGAAAGAAGCACAAAAGGCUAAAAAAAGCACUUGAAAAAGAAGCACUCAAGGCAGAGGCAAGGAAAAAGAGAGAGGCAGAAGCUGAAGCAAAGAAGGCUGCAGCUACAGCUAAGAAAGAGGCACUACAUGAAGCAAAGAAGAGGGCUUUAGAAGAGAAGAAAGCAGCAGCUGAAGCAAAGAAGAAAGCUUUAGAAGAGAAGAAAGCGGCCGCUGCAGCAAAGAAGCCCAGAAAAGUUAAUAUGUUUGAUGAAUUCAGGUCAUGAAUGACCAUUUCAUGUAAUGGAUUAAGUAUUUUGCAAUUUGUUCACUUGGGAACUUGUUUCUGGAUGUUAAACUGUGAACCUUACUUUCAACUUUCAGU